AUGCGUUCCGAACUCGCUUCCGCCCUCGGUCUCUUGGCCGGCCUGCUUACGGCUGCCGAACCGGUAUCGGCUCGGCCGGACAUCUACGCCCGCUCACAACAGAUUCGACGUCAAAAUUCAGAAUGCGCCGAGGACCUAGCCGACGUCCUGGAUAAUGCGCCAACCACGUCAAUGUCAUGGGGAGCUACGGCUUGCGAUUACACGUCUACACUCUCAGGCUUAGAACUCUCCGUCACCUAUGCCUCAUUCAGGAGUCGCAUGUCUUCUUGGUACAGCGAUGAUCUCGACGACAUCACCAAGCUCGAAGCCAGCUGUACACAGUAUAGUUCUAUCUUUAAUCAAAUUCGGAACUGUUACGUGACUGGAGCCGUCCCGACCGCCGCCACAUCUACAUCAACAACGCCAUCUUCAACCGUAGUUACUACCACGAGCACUGGGGCUGGAGGCAUUACUACGGCAACGGUGACAACGACAUCGACACCCGACAGUGGGAGCGGCAUGGAUGAUGGCGCGAAAGCUGGACUCGCAAUUGGUAUCAUUCUUGCCGUUCUUCUUCUGAUAUUCAUCGGGUACAAGUUCUUCAUGAAAUAUCGUCAAAAGAAGUUAGCCGACGCCGCAGCAACGUCAUCGAAUGCAAAUGUUGGACCAGAGAUGGGAGCUGCAGCCACGGGAGGAGCAUUGGGUGCCGCUGCCCUGGGGAGUAUCAAGUCACGACCGGAGCAGAGCGAAGUGUAUGCAUACAAAUCGGAACUGAGCGGAGAGUCGAGGCCAAUGUCCGAACUCGAUCCACGGCCGAUAUCCGAGCUCGACCCAGCAGCAGCCGUUGCCGCCAGCGGGGCCACCGGCGUCCAUCGACAUGUCGCGGAGCUGGACCCUGAUCCCCCAACCCAGCUGAGUGAGCUGCCGGCGGACAAUUAUGACCCAACCGCCACAACGAAUUCGCCUCCCCCGGCAUACGUCUCUCCGAUGUCUCGCAGAGCGCCGACGGUAGUGUCACAGGAGUGA
Messenger RNA from Colletotrichum fioriniae, 1005 nucleotides. NCBI's taxonomy places the organism in Eukaryota, Fungi, Ascomycota, Sordariomycetes, Glomerellales, Glomerellaceae. The record is from RefSeq and is a predicted model, not a curated record.